Messenger RNA from Crotalus tigris (Tiger rattlesnake), 3515 nucleotides. It is a transcript of the gene PTDSS2, whose product is annotated as phosphatidylserine synthase 2. The record is from RefSeq and is a predicted model, not a curated record. Gene Ontology annotation, biological process: phosphatidylserine biosynthetic process. The transcript has 12 exons. Gene Ontology annotation, molecular function: L-serine-phosphatidylethanolamine phosphatidyltransferase activity. Bases 156 to 1652 code for a protein of 498 amino acids. NCBI's taxonomy places the organism in Eukaryota, Metazoa, Chordata, Lepidosauria, Squamata, Viperidae.
ACCUCGUCCCACGCAGGGUCACGAGUGAGUGCUGAAAAGGCGCUUUAACAGAGCUGUUGUGUUGCUUAUUCGGAGCUCGCAUGGGGCGCGCAGAGGGAUCGGCGGGGCGCGCGCCGAGCAUCGCUUAAGCCUCGCGAGUCGCGGUCGCUCUCGUUAUGAGGCGCGGAGAGCGGAGGGGUCACGGAGGCGCCUCCGGCAAAGCCGCGUUGGAGGAAGGGCAGCCGCCGCCGCUCCCCGACGGCGCUUCUCUGCUGGUUGAAGAGGAGCCGCGGGGGGAUCCGCCGCCAGUGGCAGCUGCAGCAGCGCCAGACGCCGCUGUCGUCACUCAUGGCGACCGGCGCAGCACUGAGUCCGAGGUGUACGACGACGGGACCAACACCUUCUUCUGGCAAGCUCACACUUUAACAGUCCUGUUUAUCCUUACCUGCACCCUGGGCUAUGUGACCUUGCUUGAAGAAACGCCACAGGACACAACCUAUAACACAAAGAGAGGUAUUGUAGCCAGCAUUUUAGUUUUUUUGUGUUUUGGAGUCACUCAAGCAAAAGAUGGUCCAUUUUCAAGACCCCAUCCAGCUUUCUGGAGGUUUUGGCUAUGCGUCAGUGUUGUCUAUGAGCUUUUCCUCAUUUUCAUACUUUUUCAGACUGUACAUGAUGGAAGACAGUUUAUGAAAUUUAUUGAUCCUAAUUUAGGAGUCCCUUUGCCUGAAAGAGACUAUGGUGGAAAUUGCCUUAUAUAUGACCCAAAUAAUAUAACAGAUGCCUUUCACAACAUUUGGGAUAAACUAGAUGGAUUUGUUCCUGCUCAUUUCCUUGGUUGGUACUUAAAGACACUAAUGAUUCGGGAUUGGUGGAUGUGCAUGAUUAUCAGUGUAAUGUUUGAGUGUCUGGAGUACAGUCUAGAACAUCAGCUUCCAAAUUUCAGUGAAUGCUGGUGGGAUCAUUGGAUUAUGGAUGUAAUCUUAUGCAAUGGACUUGGCAUUUACUGCGGAAUGAAGACUUUGGGCUGGCUUUCUUUGAAAACAUAUAAAUGGCAAGGACUUUGGAAUAUUCCCACAUAUAAAGGUAAAAUGAAGAGAAUUGCCUUUCAAUUCACACCAUACAGUUGGGUUAAAUUUGAGUGGAAGCCAGCAUCCAGCCUUCGCAGAUGGCUAGCAGUGUGUGGCAUUAUUUUUAUUUUUUUAUUGGCAGAGUUGAACACAUUUUACUUGAAAUUUGUCCUGUGGAUGCCUCCAGAACACUAUUUGGUCCUGCUGCGACUUGUCUUUUAUGUGAAUGUGGGAGGAGUAGCUAUGAGAGAGAUCUAUGAUUUCAUGGAUGAUCCGAAAUUCCAUAAGAAGCUGGGUCAGCAAGCUUGGCUGGUUGCUGCUAUCACAGCUACAGAGUUCCUUAUAGUGAUAAAAUAUGAUCCAUACACUUUGACACUGUCACUCCCUUUCUACAUUACUCAGUGUUGGAUCCUUGGAAUCAUGCUCGUGCUUGCCUGGACAGUGUGGCGCUUUUUCAUUCAUGACAUCACCUUACGGUGUAAAGAGAUAAGAAGGCAAAAGCAAGAACACAAAUUUGGAAAGGAAAAGUAUUUAAGCAAUGGUGAUAGACAAUCUAUACUGGUAAACGAAUACCUGAAGAAUAAACUAAGAGAGAAAAAACUUUGAUCCUGAGUCAUCAGUGAAGGGCUAAGAGGGUUAUUUUCUUGAUUUUCAAGUUUAACCCUCCCUCGUUUUGUAAUUUUCAAUGUUUUCUCAUGUGUGAGAAUCCUUUUGGAAAAGAUGCCACUUAAUCUCUUUUGAGGACAGUGUUUACAACUUACUGUAGAAGUAGUGCUUCUUCCACAAGGGAACCUCAAACAAACUGUGGUAAAUGUGGGUGCCACCUGAGAAAGAGGAUUGGGGAGGCUUUAACCAAUUCAAAGGCUGCCUCCCCAUUCUGGAAAACUGUUACCAUUUGGGUCAACAUGAACAUGAUGAUUUAUUUUAUGAAAUAAAUCGGUGCACUGUGAAAAGCAGUUUGAUGUUUUCUGCUGAAACUAGUUUAAGCUAUAGUGAUAAUGUCCGUGUUCUUAUGAUUCAUUUAACAAUACAGAAAAGAGGGAUGCAACUGAAGUAUGAGAACAAACUGCAAAAUUUGCACAGUACAUUACUGCAGCCAGCCUUUGAAAGUCCUGAAUUUAGCUGCCUGGAUCUCAAAGCAAAGGUGCUUUACUUUGAACAACUGGCUACUACAUUACACUCGUAAAUACCUCUUUGUUGACUGUCUCUUUAGGAAAGGCAUCUCUUUAGGAAGGAUGCUGAUUAGCCAAAUAAUGAAAAUGAAGACAAAAAACGGUAGAAAUGUGUCCUAUUCUUAGUCAUAUGAGUCAAAGAGAACCUUAGUUUUAUUCUUCUGCAAAUAAGAUACUUACUGUUCUUGCCAGGACUGUGUUUGGGUGUUGCUCUGUUGAAUAAACCAAAAUAUAUGAUAUGGAUGUUCAGAAUCAUUUUUUUUUUAACUUCUAGAAUAGGGAUGGGCCCAAGUGUCCUUUCAGAUAUUAUCAAACAGUUCUCAUCAGCCCAGCUAGCAUGGCUACCUAGGCUGGAUGAUGGGAUUUGCCCAUCUCUGUUGUAGAAAUUAGGGCAGGAAGAUUUAUGGGCAAGUGGUAUGGACAUAAUCAGCCACUAAAUACUGAUAGAAAUAUAUUAUCAUCUCUCAAGCCUCUUCUAGACCAAGGGCAGCAGCUGCCUUGCUUGUCACAUCCUCUCAAAAUAAUGUUUGUUUUAUGAACAUCUUGAAUUGUUUUUGUAUUUUUAAAACAGCUAGAUCAAUUUAACUUACACAGGUAACACUGAUUUUUAUCUUAACACUGUAAUUGGAUCUCAAAUAAUUAGACUAGGGGGAAUUUAGUUUGAAAUGUUUUAUUGUUUGGACAUGCAUAUAAGCUAAAAUGGUGUAUUUCUACUUGCCUCUUCUCCCUGUACGAUCUCAAAGUGCCGCUACUUAAAGCACAGUGCACAGAUCUUGGCUCCCUUUUAUGAUAAUACUUGAACUGCAAAAUAAGUCUGCCCUUGCCUUGUUUCCAGGAUAUCACUAAUAUUCUCCUCUUAAACAAUGGACACUUUCAGGAAAAGAAAAAAAAAUCCAUAUAAAUGAAUGUUGAAAAGCUCACCAGAAGCCACAGGUUGAAAUUCUUCAUUGAGUACCUAGUACAUUUCACUUUAAGAUUUACAUAAGUCCUUAUCUGUUUUGUACUAGUAGAUUCUGCCCCCUUUGUAAUUUUGUAUUGUAAAGUCUUUCACGUAAUUCUGGUGGUAACAAGUGCAAUGGGGAAAAACUUGAAAAUAAUUUUGUUUGAUUUGUUUUUUUGUUGAGGAAGUAAUUGUGUAAAAACUGAAGUAUGUGAAAAAUACUACUUUAGUUUUCAAAAUUGAAGCUGACUUACUCUCAAACCAUUACUUUCAUACUGAUCUUUAUGUUCUUGCAAAUAGUCUGAAAAUUAUAAUAUGGCAAACUGAACAAAUGUAAUAAAAGAGUAUUUGCUGGUA